UUGUUUGUUAGUUGCGAUGAGCAGUGCAACGUGAUGGAGAUAACAGUGUGAAUGCUUUCCGAACAAACACAGUGGGAUAUCCCGAUGUUUCAACAGCCUUGCUGGGAAUGGUGCAUCUUUUCACUACGCAAGCGAACGAGUACGUGACAUAAUUAUGUGAAUAUCCCCAAAUUUAGCAACUGUAGAUGGAAAUUGGACCUGCAAGCGCGUUCUGAUUUUUCGUAUCACACGCAAACUUGUCUGAGAAUCACUCGCGCGUCUUUCCACUGUGGUUGAGUUUGAAAUGGUGUGGCGUGGGACCUACCCAGACUAUCCUCUGAUUUUUCCAUGAUUGAAGUGUUUGAUAUUUUCAAAUCAGUCGUAAGCCUUUUGUAAUUAUUGUUCCGAGAGAAAUUAUGAUAUUUUUUUCGACUGCAGUUUGCAACAAACACGAAUAAGGAGACCAGAAAAAAAGUGGCGUACCAGCAGUCUCGACUUUCUUUGCGGUGCUCCUGGCCCUGGACUGCUUCAACUGUGGAGGGGAUCUCACUGAGUGACCAUUGAUGCUGCAACUCGGGGUGGCUGAGCCUAUGCGAGAGUGCGAAUACAGCCAGAUCAGCACUCGCAGCUCAACCCCAAUGGAAACUCCAUACAAGAAGAGGACCCCCAAAAAGAGGAAGUGGCAAGCCUUCCCGGGGCGGAAUAAAUUUUACUGCAAUGGGAGGAUCAUGAUGGCCAGACAGACAGGGGUCUUCUACCUCACCCUCGUCCUCAUUCUCAUCACAAGCGGACUCUUCUUCACUUUUGACUGUCCCUUCCUGUCGGUGCAGCUCACCCCAGCCAUCCCAGUGAUAGGGGGGGUGCUAUUUGUCUUUGUGCUGGGGACUCUCUUCAGGACGAGCUUCAGUGACCCGGGGGUCCUGCCCCGAGCUACACCUGACGAGGCUGCAGACCUGGAGAGACAGAUCGAUGUAGCCAACGGCUCCAGUUCGGGGUACCGGCCGCCCCCCAGGACGAAAGAGGUGGUCAUCAAUGGGCAGACGGUCAAGCUCAAAUACUGCUUUACCUGUAAGAUCUUCAGACCACCACGUGCCUCUCACUGCAGCCUUUGUGACAACUGUGUCGAGCGCUUUGACCACCACUGUCCCUGGGUGGGGAACUGUGUUGGGAAGAGGAACUAUCGUUUCUUCUACAUGUUCAUCCUCUCCCUCUCCUUCCUCACAAUCUUCAUCUUCGCCUUUGUCAUCACACAUGUCAUCUUACGAUCCCAUCGACAAGGGUUCCUCAACGCACUCAAAGACACUCCUGCUAGUGUGCUGGAGGUGGUUGUGUGUUUCUUCUCUGUCUGGUCCAUAGUGGGGCUGUCUGGAUUCCACACAUACCUGAUCAGCUCCAACCAGACCACAAAUGAAGAUAUCAAAGGGUCGUGGUCGUCUAAAAGAGGGAAAGACAAUUAUAACCCUUACAGCCACGGAAACAUAUUCACCAACUGCUGUGCAGCGCUGUGUGGACCCCUGCCACCCAGUCUCAUCGACAGAAGAGGCUUUGUCCAAUCAGACACGCCACAGCCCACCCCGCCAACCAAUGGCAUCACCAUGUAUGGAUCCACCCAAUCACAGAGCCACAUGUGUGUUCAAGACCAGUGCAUUCAGAGCACCAAAUUCGUUUUGCAGGCUGCCGCCACGCCCCUGAUGCAGAGUGAGCCGGUCAUCCUCACAGACGAGGCCUCUCUACCGGGCAGGACGUUGUUAGGCGGUCCCUGCUCUGGAGCCCUGCCGCUAGGGGGCCAGCCUACACCCCCCACCUCCACCCCCAACCUCAGCUGUGACAAUGGCAUGCUGCCCACCCGGAAUGACCACAGCGAAGCGCACCACCACCACCACACGGACGGGGUCCACCACCACUUCCUCACGCCUGAGGAAGCCCCCUCGCCACCGGGCAUGCUCCCCUGCGGCAGCCCCCUGGGACACAGCCACACCCUUCAGGGCUUCUACAACCCAGCCAGCCAGGACUCUCUACAUGAGGACUCUGUCAGAGGCCUGGUCAAACUCAGCUCUGUCUGACAGGGGGUUCACUCAAAUAUCUGUCCAUCCCCUAAAACACUCCCCCCAGGCGCUCAUUCCACACCUGUGCCAAACAGUGGGUCUUCCCAACCCUGAAUGCCUGUAACCAAUAUCCUCUCCGUCCUCUACAAUCACAGGACUUCUCUAAAAGACUGUGAUACUAUUUGGCUACUGAGAGCAGAAUUGAACUAGGACCUUCCCUCCUAAGCCAACGACUUGCCAAACCUCUGCAUCAUACAGGGGGUUGUUGCUGGUGAAGGGCCCAGGGGACUUGUGCUUGUCCUGUGCGCCUCUCUUCUACUGAAGCGUAGUCCACUGUCCUGGGAGGGGGACAGACAAGAGGGCUGUCUGUCAGCUAUUUAAAGCAGAAAGAGGUGGCGUUGUGAGUUAUUCCUAAACAUGUUAAAGAAAAGCUGCUUUAUUUCUGUCGUGAAUCACAGGUCUGCCAUUGAUUUUUUUGUACAACGGACUAUGGCCUACUUGUUGAUCUGAUGGACAGUGUCUUUGCCUUUCUAUCUGAUUCUGGUUUACAGUCAAUCACCAAACAAGAGUUGAUGUCAUCAUGAUGUAUAUCAUUUAAUUCAUACAUGUUUAAGUUACAUGUUAAGAUUCUGUAUUGUGCCAUACCAAGGUCAUUUCUUUUCCUCAAGUUCUUUUUCCUGUGGAUAUAUUAAUAAAAUCACAUUUUUAAGGAA
Molecule: messenger RNA, 2737 nt
Organism: Oncorhynchus mykiss (rainbow trout)
Lineage: Eukaryota; Metazoa; Chordata; Actinopteri; Salmoniformes; Salmonidae
Source: RefSeq, a predicted model, not a curated record